Molecule: messenger RNA, 3029 nt
Organism: Leguminivora glycinivorella
Lineage: Eukaryota; Metazoa; Arthropoda; Insecta; Lepidoptera; Tortricidae
Product: transmembrane protease serine 9-like
Exons: 14
Coding region: 193-3000 (935 amino acids)
Biological process (GO): proteolysis
Molecular function (GO): serine-type endopeptidase activity
Source: RefSeq, a predicted model, not a curated record
CUCCAUAUGAGUGGUCGGACAGACAUUUAUUUGUAUAAUUAAUAAUGACUCUACUAACUUUUGUCAAAACGACUCAAGGUUAUUUAUAGAGCUAAAAUGAAUGUUUACUAGUGAAGUUUUUAUUUGUUCUGUGAAGUGUUAUUUAAAGUGAUUGUGCAUUUUAUAGUUAGAUAUUUAUAUUUAAAUACAAAAAUGUAUGGAAAAUGGAUGUGGUUUGUAAUAUUGGAGCUCGCCAUGCUAACUCAUUCCAGCAGGCCUGGUCGGUUCUACCACGACUACCACAGCAGCCCUGAUAAAAACCCCUGGUCUGGGGACUGGCAGCAAGACUGGUUCCAAACAACCCCUAGGCCUACCAGGAGAAAAACUACCAGUACUACAACUGCAAGAAUUGUAACUCAGAGUUUCGAGCGUUUUCUAUCAGCUAUUCUUCGUUCUUCAACUUCUGGUCAGUUCUACCAUGAUUACCACAGCAGCCAUGACAAAAACCCCUGGUCUGGGGGCUGGGGCCAGGGUUGGCAGAACUACUGGCUCCAGACAAGCCCUAAGCCUACCAGGCGGAAGACUACCACCGUUAGACUUGUUACUCAGAGUACUACCACAACACCCCCCCAACCUAUCAUCAGAGAUGUCGAAAUAAGACUUGGAGAAAUGACCACCCAGGCAACUAACUCCCCCACUUCGAGCCCCAGACCCAUAACAUUCAUACAAGAUGAACAGACGCCCGUCAAAGAUUAUAAGCCUCAAAUUAUAUCUGACUCAAAUCGUAACAAUUUCCAAAGUGUAGCUGAGGAUUCUGCAAUAAAACCCGUGCAAACAGGAACAGAUAUUACAAAUAAAGAUGGAAAACCUGUUUUUACUGCAAAUAAUCCUAAUAGUUUUGGAAUAGCAGUAAUUAACGAACAAGACACGAAAAACGACGCCAAACCUCAAGAUAAUAUUGGAACAGAUGAUUUUGCACCUAUAAGUACUAUAGAAUCUGAUAGUAAACCUGUUCAAGCAGAUGGAAGCCAAAAACCAGCUGAUUAUAGUUUCGGACUAGCAGAAGUAAACGAUGGUGUGUCCGAUGAUUAUGAAACAUAUUUGGCGUCUAUAGACGCAGCUGAUGGGACUAGUAAUGAGAAGAAUAACAACCCAUACGUCGAUGAAUCCUCGAGUAUGUGGCACGUGGGAAUUUAUAAACAGAAAGAGGAACCGUCUGAAGACUAUAAUUAUAUAUGCGGAGGAACUUUGAUAAGGGCUGAUAUUGUUAUUUCAGCGGCGCACUGUUUCUUGUCUGCGGGGCAGCCACUACCGACCGCGCUGUUCAGUGUGGCGACGGACAAAACGUAUCCUGCCUAUGAGUACGCGUUAGACCCACUGGCACAGUACGCUAAGAUACAAAACAUAACGAUGACAGGCUUGGUCGAGCCUCACAAGCAUCUGGACCUAGCCAUCGUGUAUCUGAUGAGGCCGUUCAUAUUGGGAAGCCUCAACAGGCCAGUAUGCCUCAGACUCGACAGAAAAUUAGAAGCCCAACAACUUGUAGAAGGAAGUGUAGGGACGAUAGCAAGCUGGUCCGCAGUUGUGAGAGGUAAAUGUAUACUGCGACGGCACCGCUGGUUGCACCUGCCGUUCGUUAGUAAUAACGUGUGUCAGCCGGAGGUGCAUCGCAAAGCUAUAGAGUCACAAGGGUCACAACCCUAUCCACCUGGAAGCGAUAGGUUCUGCGCUGGCACUGUCAACAGCACAAAUGUAUGCGGUACUGACAGCGGUAAUGGUAUAAUUUUUUUCGAAGACUCCAUACCAUACCUCCGCGGAGUGGCCACAAACCUGCCAGUCCCAUUCUCCACUCGCGUCUUUACCAACAUAGUAGACCAUACGGGAGCAUUGAAAGACUUCUGGAAAAACCUUACAUCAGUCUACGAUGUGGAAGAGUGUGAGAAUAUGUACAGAAGGGACCACGACGACCAAAUUGGGGAUGUGGAGCCUGACCCACCCAAGGAAGACAAACAAGUGUACACCGCGCAAGGUAUAGGCUCCAGACCAGUGCUAGAACUGGCAGGCACCAGUGCACCCUCUUUACAAUGGCACGUCGGAGUAUAUAGCAAGCGAUGGGACCCUUACAUGCAGAUAUGCGGCGGGUCACUUGUCACACGAGACUGUGUUAUAUCAGCGGCCCAUUGCUUCUGGGACGACGUGAACGGACAGCAGGGGGCGAGCCAGUUCGCGGUGGCUGGCGGCAAGCUGUUCCGGCCGUGGAACGACACGCAGGACACAUAUGCGCAACACUCGGAUGUAUCGGAGAUAAUCUUGCCAGUGCGCUUCCGCGGCGGUACCACCAGUUUCCAAGACGACAUCGCCAUCCUACGACUCUCAACUCCCUUCACAUACGCUCCUGGCGUGCAGUCGGUGUGUGUCGACUUCAACCGGGAAUUUGAAAUGGAGCAGUUACAACCGGGGAAUAUUGGGACAAUCCUCGGCUGGGGCCUGACGGAGGCGAACGGGACUCCAUCGCAGCGCCUCACGUACCUGGAGCUCCCCUACGUGGCCGUGGACGAAUGCUUCGCGGAGUCCGAGCCCUCCUUCCAAAAGUUCAUCACUAGCGAUAAGAUCUGCGCCGGAGACACUGUUACUGGUAAAGCUCUCUGCCGCGGAGACAGCGGCGGCGGCUUCAUUCUCUACUCCUUAGGCAUCCCCCACCUCCACGGAGUCGCCUCCACCGCCGCUGGCAACGAGAACCUUUGCAACGCCUUCGCUCUCGCUGCCUUCACUAGUCUUUACUCUCACCGCGCGUUCCUGAGGGACAACGUGCCGGGCAUAGAGAAAGAGUGUGUCAAACCAGAGACAACGACGGAGGCACAGAGAGUGAAUAUAGAUAGGGGUGUGACGGGAGAUGUGGGUAGUGUUGAUACAGAUAGGGUGGGUACAGUUGGUACGACGGGCACUCCGCCUGUGUAUACGAAUGUGCCGUAUUUCCCGUAUCCUAAUCAUUUUGUGUGCAAUUGCAAUUGUAAGCCUUAAUUUUAGUAUAAUAAAAUGAUAAGAAAGAC